AUGAACAAAGCUGGAUUUGAAAACAGUAGGACUGAUCCGUUUCUCUUCUACUGUCAGAGCAACAAAAACUGUUUAUAUGUUGCACUCUAUGUUGAUGACGGUUUAGUUGUGGGCAGCAAUAAAACAGAUAUUGAAGAGUUCAUGGAAAUGUUGAAGUUUCAUACAACUAGAGGAUCUCUCAACAACUUUUUACAUAUGAAGAUACAGCAAAAUGAAGAGGGGUCAAUAGCAAUUAAUCAAGAGGACUGUACAAUGGAAAUUCUGAAGAGAUUUGGAAUGGCUGAAGCUAAUGGAGUUUCUACUCCAAUUGGAUGUGAAGAAAGUGAUGUCAAGGAGAAGUUCACAGCCGAAGUUCCUUAUCGUGAAGCAAUGUAUUUGAGUACAGUCUCCCAUCCGGAUAUUGCUUUUGCAGUGAAGAAAGCGGCUAGAGCAAUGGAAGAUCCUACAGUUCAAGACUGGAAUCGAGUGAAAAGAAUUUUUAGAUACCUGAAGAAUAUGAUGAGUUGUGGAAUUAUUUACAAGAACAACACAGUUUGUUUAAAACUCUACAGUGAUGCUUAUUAUGCUGGUGACAAGGACACAAGGCGUUCAACAACAGGUGUUGUCGCAACACUCUCCCAUGGGGCUGUUUCAUGA
Molecule: messenger RNA, 636 nt
Organism: Schistocerca nitens (vagrant locust)
Lineage: Eukaryota; Metazoa; Arthropoda; Insecta; Orthoptera; Acrididae
Exons: 1
Coding region: 1-636 (211 amino acids)
Source: RefSeq, a predicted model, not a curated record